GUCGUGGAUUGAUUGCGGCCGGCUGUUCAGUGUUCGAUUUGAUGUUUAUAAAACGUGUUCGACAAUAUGAGUCCCAUCCGUCAUUCAGGAUAUUAAAAUAAAAAAAUAUAUCAGUUCGUUCAUGUACGGCAAGUUCUAUGAACAUUCUCUACUUGGCUGUGAUAAUUGCGACAAUAAUCAAGACUAUAAAUAUGUUUAUAAGUGACGAUUAUUAAUGCCCUGUUGCAGUUUAAAGUUGUAUGUAUUUUUUUUUACAAUAGUUUUUAAUGUGUUUAAUUGCCAACAACUGGGUAAUGGAGAGCUGGAUGCAGGAUGUGGUGUCCAUGAUGACAGACCCGGGAGUCGGAAGCGAUGUAUCGUCAGGAGUCCCACAAAUAAAGAAAGAAUUAGAUGUUUUGCAAGAAUGUUCACCUUCCAAUAGCGAUAUGUAUUCACCAACCACCACAGUUAUGCAUGAUACAGGAAUCGAAUUUCAAGAGACCAAUCAUUACGACAGUAGCAUCAGAUCUCCAGGUAGCCCAGAACGACAGUAUUGUUCGUCAACUACACAACCUCACACGGACUCAGGGAUGGGACAUAUGGAGGACGAAAUUAAAGAAGAGGAUUCCCCAAGACGAUUAUGUUUAGUUUGUGGUGAUGUUGCCUCAGGUUUCCAUUAUGGAGUAGCUUCGUGCGAAGCAUGCAAAGCUUUUUUUAAACGGACAAUACAAGGUAAUAUAGAAUAUACAUGUCCAGCAUCUGGAGAAUGUGAAAUUAAUAAAAGAAGGCGAAAAGCAUGCCAGGCAUGUAGAUUUCGUAAAUGUUUAAGAUCUGGUAUGUUAAAAGAGGGUGUACGGUUAGAUAGAGUAAGAGGUGGCAGACAAAAGUACAGGAGAAACCCAGAUAGUCCAUAUCAAGUACAAGUCGUUUCUGCCCAGAGACCAAUGCUACAAUUAGAAGACAUAAAAAUGUUGGAUGCGCUAGCGGUGUGCGAGCCUGAUUGUUUAGAAAUCAACACAGCGUUAGAAAAUUCAAAACAUCGGACCCUCUCCAUACUCAGUGAUUUAUAUGAUAGAGAACUUGUAGGCAUCAUUGGCUGGGCCAAACAAAUUCCAGGUUUCACGGAUCUGUCGUUGAACGACCAGAUGCGACUACUCCAGAGUACAUGGGCAGAAAUACUUACACUUACACUAGCUUAUAGGAGCGUGUCGUUAAUACAGCUGGCUAGAUUGAAAUUCGCUACAGAUUUCACUUUGGAUGAAAAACAGUCCAGGGAUUGUGGAGCCAUAGAAUUAUAUCAAACGUGUUGCCAUGUUGUUGAAAGGUUAGAUAGUUUAUCAAUUUUAAAAGAAGAGUAUUAUCUCUUAAAGGCACUCGUUCUCGCCAAUUCCGACGUGCGACUGGACGAAUCUCAUUCACUGAAAAAAUUUAGGGAUUCGAUUUUGUCGGCGCUGUCGGACACAGUAGGCAUCCUAAGGCCUACUGGCGUUUUACAUCAAAUCCAGCAAUUGUUGUUGUGCAUGCCGGCGCUGCGACAGGCUGACCAAGUUGUGAGAAGAUUUUGGUCGGACGUGCAUCAACAAGAUUUAGUACCUAUGAAUAAGCUUUUCUUGGAAAUGUUAGAAGCUUAUUGUCGGUAGCCUU
Zophobas morio is the source of this 1623-nucleotide messenger RNA. It is a transcript of the gene ERR, whose product is annotated as steroid hormone receptor ERR2. The record is from RefSeq and is a predicted model, not a curated record. Bases 267 to 1619 code for a protein of 450 amino acids. Gene Ontology annotation, cellular component: nucleus; chromatin. Gene Ontology annotation, biological process: regulation of transcription by RNA polymerase II. Gene Ontology annotation, molecular function: nuclear steroid receptor activity; zinc ion binding; steroid binding. NCBI's taxonomy places the organism in Eukaryota, Metazoa, Arthropoda, Insecta, Coleoptera, Tenebrionidae. The transcript has 8 exons.